Messenger RNA from Indicator indicator, 1522 nucleotides. It is a transcript of the gene ATG14, whose product is annotated as autophagy related 14. The record is from RefSeq and is a predicted model, not a curated record. The transcript has 10 exons. Gene Ontology annotation, biological process: mitophagy; cellular response to starvation; autophagosome assembly. The coding region runs from base 1 to 1497 and encodes 498 amino acids. Gene Ontology annotation, cellular component: extrinsic component of phagophore assembly site membrane; phosphatidylinositol 3-kinase complex, class III; autophagosome. NCBI's taxonomy places the organism in Eukaryota, Metazoa, Chordata, Aves, Piciformes, Indicatoridae.
AUGGCGUCUCCCAGCGGCAGCCGGCCGCAGCCCGGCGGGCAGGGCGGUGCUGGCGGCGGGGCCGGGGCUGGGCCCGGAGCCGGACCAGCGGCUCUGCGGAGCGCUGAGGAGGACGCCGAGGGGUUAUACGUGGCGGUGGAGCGGUGUCCUCUCUGUAACACCACCCGCCGCCGCCUUACCUGCGCUAAGUGCGUUCAGAGCGGCGACUUCGUUUUCUUCGACGGUCGCGAUUCCGAGAGGUUUUCAGACAAGAAAGAAAGGCUGAUGCAUCUUAAAAACAAGCAGAGAGAAUUCCAAAAGCAUGUUUUGAAGGCCAUGGAAGGGAAAGAGAUAACUGAUCAGCUGAGAUGGAAAAUCAUGUCUUGCAAGAUGAGGAUUGAGCAGCUGAAACAGACCAUUUGCAAAGAAAAUGAUGAAAUGACAAGACACACAGAGGGCCUUCUGAGAAUCAAAGAGGAGAACCAGAAGCACUAUCGUAGGGCUCAGCGGCAUCAGGAGAAGAAAGAGAAGAUCCAGAGGCAUAACCGCAAGCUGGGAGACUUGGUAGAGAAGAAAACCUAUGACUUGAAAACUCAGUAUGAGCACCUGGCAAGUCUGCGUCAGAUGCAUAUCCUGGAGCUCACAUCAGUCAUAUUUCCCAUUGAAGAAGUAAAGACCAGCACGAGAGAUCCUGCAGAUGCGUCUUCUGAGAGUGACAAUGCUAUGACCUCUAGCACUGUGAGCAAGCUUGCAGAAGCCAGGAGAACCACGUAUCUCUCUGGGAGAUGGGUGUGUGAUGAUCAUAAUGGGGACACCAGCAUCAGUAUCACAGGGCCUUGGAUAACUCUUCCUAAUAAUGGAGACUACUCAGCAUAUUACAAUUGGGUGGAAGAGAAGAAGACUACACAAGGACCAGAUAUGGAACAUAAUAACCCUGCUCACACUAUCAGUGCUGCAUUGUGCUAUGCAACUCAGCUUGUUAACACUUUGUCUCUCAUACUCGAUGUCAAUCUUCCCAAGAAGCUCUGCAACAGCGAGUUCUGUGGAGAGAACCUCAGCAGACACAGGUUCACACGGGCAGUGAAGAAGCUGAAUGCUAAUAUCCUUCAUCUUUGCUUCUCUCAGCAUGUGAAUUUAGAUCUGUUGCACCCACUGCAUACCCUCAGGAACCUUAUGUACCUGGUCAGCCCAGACACUGAGAACUUGGGCAGGUCUGGGCCUUUUGAAAUCAGUGCUGAUCUUGAAGACUCCAUGGAAUUUGUGGAUCCCAGUGCUGCUGCUGAAACGGAUGAGAGCGGAGAUGAGCACGUCAGUGAUGAAGAGACAGACCUAGGGACAGACUGGGAGAACCUGCCAAGCCCCAGGUUCUGCGAUAUCCCCUCUCAGCAGGUGGAGAUGCUGCAGAGCCAGAGCACACAGGCGUCCCAGCCCAUCGCUAGCAGCAGUGCUGGUGGAAUGAUCUCCUCUGCUGCUGCCUCAGUGACCUCGUGGCUGAAGGCGUACACCGGACAUCGCUAACGAGCGUGGGAAAAGGAUCAUAGGA